Molecule: messenger RNA, 888 nt
Organism: Merops nubicus (carmine bee-eater)
Lineage: Eukaryota; Metazoa; Chordata; Aves; Coraciiformes; Meropidae
Product: annexin A7
Exons: 5
Cellular component (GO): cytoplasm
Molecular function (GO): calcium-dependent phospholipid binding; calcium ion binding
Source: RefSeq, a predicted model, not a curated record
GGAGCAGGCACUCAGGAGAGAGUGCUGAUUGAGAUCCUUUGCACAAGGACAAACCAGGAGAUACGAGAAAUAGUGAACUGCUAUAAAUCAGAAUUUGGAAGGGACAUCGAAGAAGACAUCAGAGCAGACACUUCAGGACACUUUGAACGACUGCUUGUAUCCAUGUGUCAAGGUAAUCGGGAUGAGAAUCAAACUGUGGAUUACCAAAAAGCUCAAGAAGAUGCUCAGCGUCUGUACCAAGCAGGUGAAGGAAAACUUGGGACUGAUGAAUCUACCUUUAAUAUGGUUCUGGCAAGCAGAAGUUUUCCUCAACUGAAAGCAACAGUUGAGGCCUACUCUAGGAUUGCUAAUCGUGAUUUAUUAAGCAGCAUUGACCGAGAAUUUUCUGGAAACGUGGAACGUGGUUUGAAGACUAUUGUGCAAUGUGCUUUGAAUCGCCCAGCCUUUUUUGCAGAAAGACUUUAUCAUUCUAUGAAAGGAGCUGGCACAGAUGAUUCUACCCUCAUCAGAAUUAUAGUCACUCGCAGUGAGAUUGACCUUGUGCAAAUUAAACAGAUGUUCACACAAAUGUAUCAGAAGACUUUGGCUACAAUGAUAGCAAGUGAUACAAGUGGUGACUACCGGCGUUUGCUGCUGGCAAUUGUUGGUCAAUAGAAGAGGACUAUUAUUUGUGUGUUGUUUUUUUUAAAAAAAAACUAACUAAAGGAUAUGUAACAUGCUUUAUGCAGACAUGACUAUCCUUGUGUGUAAAAGAAUAACUUUAAACUUCAUCUAAUCAAAUAUGCCUUCUUGAUGAUUCUAUAAGCUCGUUGCAUUUACAUUUGCCUUAAUUUACAGCACAUAAUAUUCUUUAUUGUAUAAUAAAAGAUAUAUCUUGUCUAUUAGCCC